This is a messenger RNA of Necator americanus (New World hookworm), 2052 nucleotides long. RefSeq lists its product as uncharacterized. Lineage: Eukaryota; Metazoa; Nematoda; Chromadorea; Rhabditida; Ancylostomatidae. The record is from RefSeq and is a predicted model, not a curated record. Bases 1 to 2052 code for a protein of 683 amino acids. The transcript is spliced from 17 exons.
AUGCAAAGCAUCUCUGAUUCUGUAUUACCGGAUGUAUCCAUAGAACCAUCUUCACCAUCAUUACAAACGAUUGUUAAGAAAGAUCUAUCCGCAGUGUCAGUGGCUCGAGCGUCUUUCGUCAAUCAUCGCUCUAUAACUCGACGCUCGGACAAUAUUAUAAGAUACGACGGCAGUUAUGGCACGGAAACAGUGUCUUCUCCAAGAUAUCGAGAAUUGCGUUGUGAACGAGAACUAAAAAGACUACAAUCACAACAAACCGAAACAGAAGAGCAACUUGUUCGGAUGGAAAGUGAACUGCGUGAAUCUAAAUUCAAAGUGGAAUCGCUUAUGGAAGAGGUCACUACAAAAAAAGCAAGGAUAAGGGAUAUGGAAAUUAAUGAAAAGCUGUACCAACGGACAUUAGAGGAAAUGGAAACAAAAAGUGCAAUGAUGAGCAAGCAGUUAGAACAGUUGCAGCGGCACUACGAAAUCCAGAAGGAGAGACUCAUUACGUAUAAAACAAGCGAAGAAAAAUGGGAAGAAACUCGCGCCAACCUUGAUGAAGCUCUUUAUUCAAAAAAUAAUGCAAUUACUCUAUUGGAAAGAGAGCUACGAGAUGUUAAGGAUGAACUGGCUAACUGCUUACAGGGUAUGAAGAAUGCAGAGUUGGAUAUUUCUCGAAUGCAACGAGAAAAUGAAGAGCUUAAGAGAAUUGCUGAAUCCGAAAGAAAAGACUAUCAAGCAUCGAUUGCAGAUUGGCGAUGUAGAUUUGAGAAGGCGGAAGCCGAAAACUUAAUCACUUCUGCAACUAGUGUAGAGAGAAACGCUGCAAUGGCGCUAGAAAUGCGCGAAAAAAUUGAUGAGGCGCAACGGCUGCAAAAUCUUUUGGAUGAGGAAAAAAGGACAACUCAGGAACGAGAGAAAGAGCUAUCGAGGGUUUUUCAGGAAAGAGCAGAAGCCCUUGAAUGCACCAUAGCAGAUGGUCAAAGGACAAUAGAGGAUUUAAGAGAUCAGCUGGUUAUUUUAACAGAGGAUAAGGAUAGACUAGAGAACGAAAAAAUACAGAUAGGAGAUAUAAUGGAAAGAAAAACAGAGGUUUUACGAGAGGCGCUGCUAAUAAUGGAUGGUAUGCAUGAUGAAGUAUCUUCACUCACAAGAAGUUACUUGGAAGAAAGAGAGCAAAAUGACGGUGUGAAUGGAGGAGAUAAUCCAGAUCCAUACAGUGAUCUUCUUCAUGUUAUGUCUAUUGUUGAGACAUACUGUAGACAGUUUGAGAAUCUGGAAUUACGUCUAGCAGUGGAUGAUCAUGAAUUGUGUAAGAAUAUUCGAGGUACCGAUCUCACUGAAACAGUCAACGACCUCCAGUACAGACUCUUUGCCGCGGACCAGAAACGAGCCGCAUUCGAAAAGGAGAGAAGGGAAAUGGAACAUUGUAUGAAACAACUGCAAAAGAGCGAAAGCGAGGUGAAAAGCGAGAAUAUUUUGCUGAAAGAAAAAACCUCAAAUCUACAAGAGGAAUGCACUCAGCUGAAGAAAGAAACUGAGAAUCUGCGUUCAUCUGUACUAGAAUUGAAACAGGAAAUCACAUCAAAGGCAUACAAAAUCAGUGAAAUCUCUGAAGCGCUCGAGGAAUCCAUAGCAGCUAAUGUGCACCAUGCAGAAGUGCUCUCAAACGUGGAAUGUAAUUUUACUGUGAAAAUAGAAAGCAUGAGGAAUAAGGAGAUAUUACGCAUCCACGAAUGUGAAGAAUUACGUCUGGAUAUGUUGAAAAAAGAUGAAGAAAUAAAAGCGCUUAACGAGAAAAUAUCAGAAUUAAAGGAUGCGCUGGAAUCCUUUCACAAAACUGGCGACGCACGAAAUGAUGUGCAGGGUUGGAUGAGAGGAAGUAUAAACACGCAUGACGGUACCUCAGACGAUGCAAAACAGAAAGGAGAUGACAGCUUCGGCAGCAGCGACUACGUGGAUGCUAGUGAAGAUUUUCCUGUGCAACAUAACGCAGCACGAAAGUUCCUCGACCUCACCUCCAUCUACAAAAUACGAAUGUUAAAAGCUGAAUCGAAGCUUGACUAUUGA